Messenger RNA from Sceloporus undulatus (fence lizard), 946 nucleotides. Its product is annotated as scaffold attachment factor B1-like. Gene Ontology annotation, cellular component: nucleus. Gene Ontology annotation, molecular function: sequence-specific DNA binding. NCBI's taxonomy places the organism in Eukaryota, Metazoa, Chordata, Lepidosauria, Squamata, Phrynosomatidae. Gene Ontology annotation, biological process: regulation of mRNA processing; regulation of transcription by RNA polymerase II. The record is from RefSeq and is a predicted model, not a curated record. Bases 79 to 678 code for a protein of 199 amino acids. The transcript is spliced from 2 exons.
CAUUUGUCUUUGCUGUGUUUCCCUGGUGAUUAAACCUUGUGCCAUUCUAUUCCUGUUAAAUCCAUAGAAAAUGAGAAAAUGCUCGACAUUUUGGGUGACACUUGUAAAUCUGAGCCCCUUAAAGAAGACCCUCCUGAAGCGGAGCAGGCGCAAGAAAGGAAUGACCCGUUGGCGGGCAAAAAGGCAUCCGAGGAAGAGGAAGAAGAUGCGCUUGGCGGCGCCUCCACCGCUCAGCCGGAAGAAGAAGAGGCUUUAGAUUCGGAGAGCCAGUCAGGCCAAGAAGCCGAGAAAGAAGAGGAGGAAGCCAAGCACUUAGUUGUAGCGAAAGGGGAGCUGAGCGGACAGAGAGUUGAGGAAGCCAAAGUGGACUCUGACUCUUUAGCGGUAGAGAGCAGGAGUGGAGGUGGAGGUGGUGAAGGAGGAGGAGGAGGAGGAGGUGAGAGUAGCAGAGGAGCCCAGACUCUGGAAGCCAGUAGUGAGGAAACCGCGGAGACGGACGCAGGGCCCCAGGUGCUUAGCCCAGAGGCCGAGAAGAUGGAAGCCAAGGCUAAAUGUGAGGAAGAGUCCUCUGCCACUAAAGAGUCCUCUGCCAAAGAGGCUGGUGAUCAGAACACGAGUUCUGAUGAGACUCGAGAUGCAAAACUGGCUUCAAAAGAGGAGAAAGGUAUGUGCAUUUAACAUGUUAUUUCCAUGGAGCCUUUUCUGGCUUUUGCUUUAUAUCUCUUAAAAUAUUUGGACAAGGGGUACCUUUUGUUAAAAAUAGUAUGGCCACAUUCAGUGACACUCUCUCGCCUCAGAGGAAGGCAAAGGCAACCCCCAUCUGAAUAAAAUCUUCCCAAGAAAAACCUGUUGGUAGGCUCACCAUAAGCAGACAAUGACUUGACGGCACCCACCCACAACUUUGUGUUAGUUGGCAAUCUCCCAUUCAAGUACUUACCAGGGAUUG